CUCUCUCUGCUGAUGCUUUUUCACCCGCCUGUGUUUAUUCCUGAUUCCUGAGGAGAGACAGAGAGGUUUAAUGGGAUGGACCUGCUGCCCACCGACUGCUAUUACUGCUGCUGUUUACACCGCGGCAUCAUGGGAGCUGUAGUCUCCUCUGCAGCCCGGGAGGACAGCUGAUUAGCCGGGGAUUGUGGGUCAUCAGAGUUUGGAAAUGUGAGCUGGUGGACAAACAAGGCUCAGCAAACUCUCUGGCUUUCUAUUGUCUUGAUCUCUUUUGGACUCGUGUUGUUUGUUGUCCCUUUUCUGUCCUCUUCAUCUUCCUUUCUCACCUAUUUCCUUUUUUAAAAUCAUUUAUCCCUCCAUUUGUUAUCCUCGUCUCACUCUCCUUCUAAUUUGUAUCUGUCGAGGAAAAGGGAAAAGUCAGAAUGGGUUGUCGUCUCACCAAGACCAAGGCCAAGACUCACAAACCGGCUCAGCAGCACCAACACCGGGAAGAGUUGCACUUCGUGGAUGAGUAUGGCCAGCCAAUCACAAUGCAGGUGGAGGCAAGAAGGGAUCAUGGUCACAGGAGGCGGCGGUCUCGAUGCGGGCCGGAGUUCAGCGUCCCAACAGAGAGACACUGGGAGGCCCUGAGAGCCAUGGGGCUGAUGGAGGGAGAGGGGGGCCAGGGAGACGGAUACACUGUAGGGCCUUACUAUGGUCACAUGGCCGUGUCACCUGACCUGUACUCGGCCAACAGUCACAUGAUGAUGUCUGAUGUCUAUCCACCCAAUGGAUACCUGCCUAGAUCAUCCAAUGAUCAGCAUCAGGGGAACAGCUACUUGCCCAGCGUCUCCUACAGCUUAGAUCACCUGGACAGACUGGACUACCAGACUCCAGAGAUGUUGCCCUACCAGCCUAACUCAGAGAGCUGUCUGAUUGGCUGCUACAACACAGAAGAGAUGGAGCCCAAUCAUUUCUCCAGACAGCAGGACUACCAGCCUCCCUGGCGGUCUGAUCGUCAUCUGGGAUACCUCCCCCUCAGUGAGCUGGACAGUGGGCUUGGAUGUGGUCCCGACAGUCCCAACCACCGGGCGGCGUUCUCCGAGGCAGAGACAGACGCCAUGUCUUCUCUGCCGGGUCACACCGCCUCCUCCCAAGGCUCCUCCUCUUCCUCCGAGUCCCUCAUCUCGUCUGAACCCAGCGACUCGGGUUUCCACAGCGUCAGCACCGGGGAGCACAGGCGACUGCAUAAGAUACACGGAAGCCACGCCCAUCGACAAACUCACCAUCUUCGCUCUGGUCAGUCCCCUCGAGAGCAGAGAGGACGCUGGGAUUUGGAGUCCAUCCCAGAGACCACUCAAAUGAAUCACUCUGGAGCACCACAGGCGUCCCGUUGCACUGUGGGUAACAGCACGACCACCACAGUUCACUUCCACAGAGCUGAGAGAAGUCCCACCUUACCUCGCCACCGUUCACCACCUUCCCCUUCCAUUGGUUGUCAUACUGAGCCUUGCCAGCGUAGGGCGCUGUGGUUGGAGCAGCAACAGCAUGGUGGCGGGAGGAUAGGGGUUCCCGUGCGGAGUCAAACAAUAACAGACUUGAGCGAAGGCCAGCGCCCCCGCAGGGCCAGUCAUCCCAACAUGGCCGAUCCAAACAUUCUCCAGAGCAGCCAACCGCGAGCAGCCAGCAACACGCUGGGCCCGAGGAGCAGGGCCAGUUAUCCCAGUAACUCUCGCCCCACCAGUCACCACCUCAGCAUCGACAGAACCAGUAUGAUCAAUCAGCAGAACAUACUGAGAAACAGCAAGUGCAUGAGCCGGAGCAGAGAGGAGGACUCCUUCUCUAAGAGUCCUGGGUCCGGCUCCAGUGGAGCGUCAGACUGGCGCGGGUUUCAAACCUUAGGGAGUCGCCCCGGCAUGCCUACAGCUCCCUCUGUUCCUUACUACAGCACCCUGGGAGCCCCGCAACAUCACCCUCGCUCUCCCCCCUCUCCACGCUCCAGACUGUCCAAUCAGAAGUCAGUCAGGAACCAGCUCCUGAGAGCACGAGCUUACCGAUUGGCCAGGGAACGCAGCGAGGUCACAACAGAUGAGGACGUGCGAGGAGAGGGGGAGAGAGAAAGGGAUGAUGACGGGGAGGAUGGACGAUGGGCUGGGAGAUACUGGAGCCGCACCGAAAGAAGACGCCAUGCUGCGUUAUCACGGCAACACAGAGAGAGGAGGGGAGGGGAGGAGCAUGGCGGGGGUCUUCAGGGGUCGCUGUCGUCUCAAACUGUGCUGGAGCUGAGCCACAUGAAGCAGAACCGACUGAGGAACCGCAAACUGCUUGAUGAUUGGACAACUGUUGAAGAACUGCUGACUCACGGGACUCGAGUGGAGAGCGACAGUCAGCUUUGUCCCAGCCCUCUGUUAUCAGUUACAACCGUCUGAUUGGGAAAACUCAUGAUACACAUUCCUAUAUUUAUGAUGAUUUAAGAAAGUAUCCAAUACAACACUCAGGCCCAGAUUCAUAGAAGGUUUGCGUAGUUAAAAUUGCAAAUGUCUGCACUAAAUUGACCAAAUCAGAAAGACUAAUUUUUGGAGACAGAAGUCAUGAAUCCAUCAAUUACAUUUAAAUUAGAUCAUUUUAAACCCUUUGCUGCUACCAAUUGCAUAGUCAAUGUAUGGAGAGGAUAGGGGGAGUCUGAGGGUAUCAACCAAUUUAAUAUAUAGCUGAUAAACCAAAACAAUGACUUAAAAAAGGCUAAAAGUUGGGUAGAGCUGCUGAGUUGGUGUUACACUUAAACGGAUUGGCAAUACUAGUGUUAAGUGCCAUUUUCACAUUGCAUUGCACCAGUCUAUGCAAUGUGAAAUGUUACAAUUUUUUAAAUAAACAAAUGCUUAUAUAGAUGCUUGCAGACAUGAGCUUAAACAGAUUAACAGAAAUGUAAAAAUGCAACUACAUUGGACUUAAAUACAAUAAAAAGGUCUUAGUCUGGUCAUUUACUGUAUCAAUGAAAGUCUGGACAUCAGAGCAUAAAAGUAUCUAUUCAUAGGGUUUCAGAAUUAUAAGAACAACAUGGCCAAAGUUGCAACCGGGGGUCAGACCAAAAAAAAAGGUUCAAAUGAACACAAAUGUAUGGCAUCUUCCUAUCGCUGGAGAACCUAAACUGACGAACUGAACCAAGGCUACAGUCUGACAAGAACAAGAAACUUCUGAUGGAAAGAUUGCUAUAGAAAUGAGUUUCUGCAGGUUUGUACGAGUAAAGGAAACUAACGAGCUUCAGACUCUGCAUCAUUAACAGAUUCACUGGACGCACCAGUCGGACUCUUCACACACCAGACCGCCUGUGACUAAUCUGAAAUAACACACGUCGGUUGUGUUGCCUUGUGAAAACGUUUCUACAUCUCCUUUAUCUGGUUUAACUGCCUUUGAUUCCGUCUCUGUGCCAUAAAUUGUCAAAAGGGUGACUUUAGGGUGAAAUUAUAAAAAUUGUAAGCCGGUUGGAGGAUGAUCAAACAGCCUCUAAAUCCACUUUGAUGUUGUUGCACCAAACUGUUGUUGUUGUUCUGGCACCACUUUCACAAUUUUCAUCCCGGGUUGUUUACCCUUUUGAUCUCUCACAGACUUGGAGUGCAAAUGAAUAAGAUAUUUAGGGUGGGCUCACAGGUCUCCAUGCAGCAAUGUUCAAUCCGGUUUCUAUUUAGUUCUUAGUAUGCUGCUGCAUUUAGUGAUCAUAGCUAUCCAAAGAGAUUUAUAUAUCUGUUCUCAAAUCAAGGGUUGCCUAGGUGCCAUAGUUUGACAUUUUGUGGACGACCCUUUCUUUGUUUUCUCUCGCAUUAAGUUAGAUGAGAAUAUUGAUCCCAAUGUAUGUUGAAUAUGAAGCUACAGCCAUUGGACUGUUAUCUUACUUAGCAUACAUACCAGAAGAAGGUAGGCUAGUUAGAUAAAUCCUCCAGCAGGCCAUUUUGGGACCAUACGUCAAUUUGUCUGAAGAUGAUAAGCCUGAUAGACAGACUUCUUUCAAGCACUAUUUUUUACAGUAGCAGUUACUAACUUAAGAUAUGAGGAUGGAGUUGGAGUUAAGAGACGAGGUGAUUGAUGCUUGAUUGACUGAAGUAGCCAGUUUAGAGUCAGUUAACUUUGAAUUAUUCAGCUUCAAUUAGAAAUAAUCAAAUUGCAGUUUGUCGAUGAGCUCCGAUAUUGUAUUUCAGCAAACGUUUUCUGCCUCUAUUUCAUGCCACCAAAUCCUACCCAAAUGUGAUUGGUCAAUACCAAAUACCAAAACGCUGUUCAGUUUACUAGUUCUGAAUUUAUAUACAGUUUGAAAAAAUCCUAAAGCAGUAAUAGCUCCCAGUGAAACUAAACAUGUGAGAACACAUGUUUAUUUUUAAGCUUUAGAGGAUUUGAUAGGCAGAUAUUAUUUACCUUUGGACAAUGCUUCCCAUUGUUUAGAGCCUAUAUGGUCAACUACGAUACAGAGUUGCUGGCUGUAGCUUCUUAUUGCAUUAUGUCAAAUAGGUAUCACUCUUCUCAUCUAAAUGAAAUGAAGAUGUAAUUGAUCUUUAAAUGACUCAAUAAGAUUCUCAUCCAGCCUGAAUCUCAGGUAGCUUUUCUUUCUACUAAAUAUAAUCCUAUUCUUUUGAAGUGAUUACCGGAUCAUCACAACAACAGUCCUUAAGUUUCCUUACUUACGUUGGGCUUACACUGGUGACAAAUAUCGAUAUAUCUUGUCACAUACAUGCCAGAAGACGAUAUGGGUGGCAGCAUUAAUCUGAGACUAAUCAGGGUGAAAUGAUAUGUUUAAUGUAUAUACUGAAACUGUUCAAUGCAAUUUUGUCAAAAUAAGAUAAUGUCAAUUUAUUUUCAUAUUCUGUCGAGGUUUGGAGGAAAUCAAGACCGUUUACAGGUCACAAAGUUGGACUCGUCAAAUGAAUAUAUUUAAGGUUUAUUUUUUAAGUGUGUGUGUGUGUGUGUGUGUGUGUGUGUGUGUGUGUGUGUGUGUGUGUGUGUGUGUGUGUGUGUGUGUGUGUGCGCGUGCCAGAAAGAGAGAAAGUAUAACGUUUGAUACCAACGUAUUAGUCGUGUUUAGCCAAAGAUAUUGUAUAACUUUGGUUUGUAGACAAUCUAGAACAACAAUCACUGUAUGAUGUAAAAGUAUAUUUUAUAAUUAUAUUAGUUUUAUAUACUUUUUCCUUUAUUUUGCCUUCAGUAGAUGAACUCUGCUUUUCACCAACAACCUGCUAUGCUUGUGUACAGUAUGUAUAUAGAUGUAAUGUAAAAUCAACUGUUAGCAUAAGCAAGCUUUAUUAUGACAAACUAAACCUAGCAUGCUAACUCCUGAUUAGCACAGAACAAGCAUUUCAAUGAUUGCCUAAACAAGUGUCAUAAGUGCUCAAGUCAUCGUCCUCUAUUUUUCACAGCUUUGAUUUUGACAUAUUAUCUAAGAGGAAGUGGAGCUCGAAAUCACGUAUGAUUUAAUUUGUUAAAUUGUGUUGAGGGAGCCAUGUGACUAUGUUGUGGCUGGUUACAGUGCAUUCUGUGAAGCAUGCAUCUAACUCAUCAUCUGUCUAUCUGAGGUCAAACUAACGUUUUUUCCACCCUCCACACCCAGGAAAAUUCUUAAAAGGGAAACUUUAUACAGUAAUGUCAUAGCUGUGAUUACUCCGAUACAACAAUAUCUUUAUCGAGAUGUGUUUCUUGUUCUUUAUUUUGACAUGAAGGAUUGAGGGGAAAUGUGUUCAUUCUUUAUUUUUUGGAAGGUCAGAUAAAAAGAUAAUUUUAAGUCUCAUGCCUGUGUGUUCAAUACAAAGUUUAUAGAGAGGUGGUUAGCCUAGCUUAGCACAAAGUUUGAUUUUGAAUGUUUAUUCCAUAUCGCAUUUCCUGGAAUGUGAUUUCACAGUCCUUGCAUUGACUGUCGAACAAGAAAUAUUUCCUGCAUUUUAACAGAGAAGAGACUAAUAUUCAGCAUUGUGGCUCACUCUCUGAGCAAACCUAAAUGGGUAUAUUUCACAAAAUGUUGAAUAAUUAUUUAAGAGAGUUCAACUUUAAAAGGGCACGUGAGACUAUGUUGUUUAGGUUUUGUGAAUCUGGUCCUGAAUUGUGGGGUUUUUACUGUUUCUGUCUCUUUCAGGGCUGUGUGCAAUAAUCAGACGUCUAGUUUUAAUCUGCUGGUCGCAGUCUGUUGUGUUUUUGCUCAACGUGUCGUGCUCAGGUUUGUGUCUGUAUGAUGUCAGAGAAGGAGGUAGUGUGUGUGCAAUGAGUUCAAGAUGAGACAGGAAGGCGACAACGAGGGAUUUUUGUAUUUUUUGUUUGUGUUUCCAUGCACCUUGUGACCUCACAAAUGUAAUGAAAUUUGAAUCAUGGUGUCCAUGAGAUUUCUGAUGGAUCUCACCCAAAAAUAAUUGAAAACAAUGUCAGUAAACU
Molecule: messenger RNA, 6381 nt
Organism: Notothenia coriiceps (black rockcod)
Lineage: Eukaryota; Metazoa; Chordata; Actinopteri; Perciformes; Nototheniidae
Exons: 6
Coding region: 420-2405 (661 amino acids)
Source: RefSeq, a predicted model, not a curated record